CACCAAAACAAGAAGAGGAGAAUUUUGUUCCUUUUGUAAUAAUUUGUUGAUUUUCUGACAUGGGGUUUGAUGAUUCCGACAGGGCUUCAUCGGAACAUGUAAUGAUAAGGGAAGUUUGGUCGGAUAAUUUGGAAACGGAGUUCGAGUUGAUCAGUCAAGUGAUCGACGAGUACCCUUUUAUUUCCAUGGACACCGAGUUCCCGGGUGUUGUUUUCCGUCCGAAAGUGGACCCCACCAGGCCGUUCCACGGCCAAUUCCGGCCGUCCGACCACUACAAGGCCUUGAAAUCCAACGUUGAUGCUUUGAACCUGAUCCAAGUGGGCCUCACCCUCUCCGAUUCUUCCGGUAACCUGCCCCGUCUCGGAUCCGCCGACGGCGGUCGGUUCAUCUGGGAAUUCAACUUCCGCGACUUCGACGUGGAGCGUGACCCUCACGCGACCGAUUCCAUCGAGCUCUUGAGACGGCAAGGGAUCGAUUUCGACAAGAACAGGGAGAAAGGGAUCGAUUCGGUACGGUUUGCCGAGCUGAUGAUGUCGUCGGGACUCGUGUGCAAUGACUCAGUGAGCUGGGUGACUUUUCACAGUGCGUACGAUUUCGGGUACCUGGUUAAGAUCCUGACCCGACGGAACUUGCCCGGGAGACUAGAGGAGUUUUUGACGAUUCUUAGAGUGUUCUUCGGUAACAAAGUUUACGAUUUGAAACACAUGAUGAGAUUCUGCAAUAGCUUGUACGGUGGGUUGGACCGAGUCGCUCGGACCUUGGAUGUGAAUCGGGCGGCCGGGAAAUGUCACCAAGCAGGGUCCGAUUCUUUGCUGACAUGGCACGCGUUUCAGAAGAUGAGAGACGUGUAUUUCGUCAGUGACGGACCGGAAAAGCAUGCCGGCGUUUUAUAUGGAUUGGAAGUUUAUUAACAAUAUUUUGUUAAUUAAAUUGUAGAAUUAUUGAGGAAUAAUUAAAAUUAUAUUAAUUCAUUGAUUUAAA
Messenger RNA from Hibiscus syriacus, 981 nucleotides. RefSeq names its product probable CCR4-associated factor 1 homolog 11. The transcript has a single exon. Bases 60 to 911 code for a protein of 283 amino acids. Gene Ontology annotation, molecular function: poly(A)-specific ribonuclease activity; nucleic acid binding. Gene Ontology annotation, cellular component: CCR4-NOT complex; P-body; CCR4-NOT core complex. NCBI's taxonomy places the organism in Eukaryota, Viridiplantae, Streptophyta, Magnoliopsida, Malvales, Malvaceae. The record is from RefSeq and is a predicted model, not a curated record.